This is a messenger RNA of Aureobasidium musti, 831 nucleotides long. The record is from the annotation of a GenBank genome assembly. Lineage: Eukaryota; Fungi; Ascomycota; Dothideomycetes; Dothideales; Saccotheciaceae.
AUGCCACACAUCGAAGAGCUGCCCACGACGGCAAAGGCAGCUGCUCCAGGCUGGAGCUAUGUUGUCGACACUGGAUACGACCCUUCCAAGGCCGCCAUCAACCCUGCAAGUCGCAAGCGUGUGCGCGCCUCGACCGCUGGUCUCAGUCAAGGUGAUCUCACCAUCCGCCAACAGACUGCCAUCCAACGACAUUUAGACGAUCUCGACAAGGAUAGCCACAAGCCCGUCAACAUCGCCCCACCCAAAUCAAAUCGCCGUCAGACUCAGAACACACGCCGCAUCUUGGCUUCCANNGGAAAGGACUUUUCACAUUACUUGGACCAGGACGAAGCUGCAUUGGCUCUGAAGCAGCACCAUGGUCCGGAAGUCGACAUAGAACCCNCGAAGCCACCGCAGAGAGCAAGCAAAACACCCAUCGCAAGACGCAAACCACAACCAGCCCCAGUUGCCGUCGAAGCAAGUCCUGCUCCGACUGCCGCCGUGUCGAAUGCUGCUUCCACCACUCCCUCGGCACCUCUUAUACCUUCUUUCCUCAAGCCUUAUCUUAUCGACUCUCCCUCUGAGAUGAACAAACUACAACACGACUCUCUGCUCUCACCACCUGCUCCGCUUACAGCCACCACGGCCGAGAUCGAAGCUCUGCUAUCAGCACCACAACUUUCAUACAAUGCCGCUCGCUCUGCGCCUAGCCCAGCUACCGCUCCACCUCAAAGAAUCUUUUGUGAGAUGUGCGGAUACUGGGGCCGUGUCAGGUGUUUGAAGUGCGGUUCUCGUGUUUGCGGUCUUGAGUGCAAGAGCGCUCACGAAGAGAGCAGAUGCAUCAGAUUUUGA